Messenger RNA from Aspergillus versicolor CBS 583.65, 1248 nucleotides. RefSeq names its product Zn(II)2Cys6 transcription factor domain-containing protein. The record is from RefSeq and is a predicted model, not a curated record. Gene Ontology annotation, biological process: regulation of transcription by RNA polymerase II. Gene Ontology annotation, molecular function: zinc ion binding; DNA-binding transcription activator activity, RNA polymerase II-specific. The coding region runs from base 1 to 1248 and encodes 415 amino acids. Lineage: Eukaryota; Fungi; Ascomycota; Eurotiomycetes; Eurotiales; Aspergillaceae. The transcript is spliced from 4 exons.
AUGGCUCUCGCAACGCGUGGAUUCCAGACAACAUUCCAGGUGGAUCUGCCUGAUCGGCCUCAAACGGGGCCUUAUCACGCCCGGCGGGCACAUAAAAAGUCUCGCAAUGGGUGUACUGUUUGCAAGUCGAGGAGGGUCAAGUGCGACGAGCGAAAACCCGCCUGUCGAAGAUGUGAGAACUAUGGGGCUGAAUGCGUCUACCCACCAUCGCCAGCCUCGUCUCGAACGAGCAGCAGUCCGUUAAGUUCCAGCUCACAGCCAGACCGAACGCUUGUCUCGUUUUCCAUUUCCGACAUGGUGAACAGAGUUCGGGAUGCGGUGGGUGCGGACCUCGCGUUUGCUCCUCGCACCAUUGGCGACUAUGACGAGGUCGUCAACAUCGCGGUGACUUCGAUGGAUUUCUACCUAAAAUACUCGUCAAAUUCAGUGGCUACCCCGUCGAUUCAAAAGGUAAUGAGGGGGGAUAUGAUUCAUGUUGCAUUCGAUAAUCCAUAUCUAAUGUAUACGGUCGUCGGAUGUGGAAUCCUCCACAUGAACCGCAUAUCUCCAAAUAACGAAUCACGAGAAAUCGCCGAAGCGUACUUCUGGCAACGGGCUCUCCGAUUAUACUCCCAGGAACUACAGCAAAGCGUCAACGAGAAGAACGUAAGCGGGCUCCUAUCCGCGUGCAUGCUCAUGGGAAUCACAUCACUCGCCCCCCUAAGAUUCGAAAUCAAAGAUUCCUGGGUGUUUACCGGCGAACCCAGCGACCUAAACUGGCUAGCUGUCCAGGGCGGACUGGCUUGUAUUCUGAAGAUGGCGAAAAAGUACAUCCCCGGUAGUAUCUGGGGAACGGCCUUUGGACACAACCGCGACUGGGAGAAUCAAUUGUUCCGCUUUGAUAUCACGCACGGACGAGAGGGUCUACACCCCGAACUCGCAGAUCUGUGCGGGAUCAACGAUGAAUCAAACGAGGACAACUGUGUAUAUUGGUUCCCCAUCAAGCUUCUAAGUCCAUGUAUGGAGCUAGAGGCAAGCGCACAGAAUGCGCCGCAUGUUACAAACUGGAUGGGGAGGAUCUCUCCACAGUUUGUGAAUAUCUGCCGAGACCGCGAUCCGCGCGGCCUGGUUAUAUUGGCAUAUUGGAUGGGAGUCAUGUGCUCGCUGUCACAGUAUCAACCGUGGGUUGAGGGGCGGUCUGGAGGAUCCGGUCAUCCAGCCAUUCUUAGAGUUUCCGGCAGCAGCGUCUGGCUAUACCUUGCAGGCUAA